UUUAGAUUUUUUCCGGGACAGUGGAGCGCCUGUUCAACGACGUGUGGCCCCGGAGUAGCGACAAGAACUGUCGAAUGUGUAGCUGUACAAGGAAUUACCUCAAAUGUUAUCAAACUGCCAGACUAUGAAUGCGAAGGUUCACCCAAGCCAAGCGCAUUCCAACCCUGCCAAGUACAGCAGUGCCCACUCAACGAACCGGCAGAGGAUCCACCAGUGCGUGGACGCUCACUGACAUCGCCAAGAGCAUUCAAAUGGGAUUAUGGAGAUUGGACUACUUGCUCCGCUUCCUGCCUUGGAGGAAAGCAACGCUCGACUCUUAAAUGUGUUGACGUGAAAAGGCGUAUCACUGUUGCUUGGUCAUUCUGUGAUGCCAGACAGCGUCCAGUGGACUUGACACGAUCCUGUAACAACGAUCCAUGCCCACCGGAAUGGGAUAUUGGCGAAAUGUCACUGUGCUCACAUACAUGCGGAGGUGGAAUACGCACUCGGAAGGUACGCUGUAUUCGCCGAAUAUCACGAAGCGGUGGUGCCGAAUCAACGCUAAUCCUACCGGAUGGACAGUGUCCACAGCCCAAACCGACAAAUAACGAAGCUUGUGGUUUAGUGGAUUGUCCAAUCACAUGGAAGGUUUCUUGUUUAUUUGACAAUAAAUUCCUCUUUUUUGAAUAA
Molecule: messenger RNA, 669 nt
Organism: Gongylonema pulchrum
Lineage: Eukaryota; Metazoa; Nematoda; Chromadorea; Rhabditida; Gongylonematidae
Source: the annotation of a GenBank genome assembly